Messenger RNA from Hydatigera taeniaeformis, 312 nucleotides. Lineage: Eukaryota; Metazoa; Platyhelminthes; Cestoda; Cyclophyllidea; Taeniidae. The record is from the annotation of a GenBank genome assembly.
AUGGGGAUGGUAGAGGAUCAGGUCAAUCACCCGGUUAAUAAAAAGCUUGGUUUUAUACUUGUGCCAUGGGCUAUAGUCCAAGUCGUUGCCCAGACCAGUGACCGUGCUUCAUUGUUGAGCCCACAUCUGGUCAUUCGUCUGCCCCGAAUGCCUUUCAUUGGCUAUCGUGUGGUGAGCGAGGCCACUGCCAAGGCGGAGGAGGACUGGUGCUACAACUCCACAUACAAAGAAGUUAUGGCUCGACUAACAUCUUGGUUGACCGGAUUCGGUCUUCAACAAGUAAAGAAGUGGAAGUCAUGUUUCGAUCUAUAG